GGCCGGGGACACAGCAAGCAGAUCCUGGUGCUGGGCCUGGAUGGGGCUGGGAAGACCAGUGUUCUCCACUCCCUGGCAACUAACCAGGUCAAGCGCAGCGUGGCUCCCACCGAGGGCUUCAAUGCCAUCUGCAUCAACACCGAAGAGUCCCAAUUGGAGUUCCUGGAAAUCGGGGGCAGUGAAUCUCUGCGUUCCUACUGGAAGAUGUACUUGCCCAAAGUGCUGUUGCUAAUUUAUGUUGUGGACUCGGCUGAUCAUGCCCGACUGCCUGUGGCAAAACAGCUGCUUCAUCAGCUGAUCCAGAGCAACUCCACCCUCCCCGUGGUGGUUCUGGCCAACAAGCAGGACCUCGAAGGUGCGUAUUGCAUCACCGACAUCCAUGAUGCGCUGGCACUGUCUGAUAUUGGAGACGAGAGGAAGAUGUUCUUGAUUGGUACCCAUGUAGCAGAAGAUGGCUCCGAGAUCUCCUCCAGCAUGAAGGAUGCCAAGGAGCUGAUCGCACAACUGGUUUUGGAAACAAAACUCGUGUUUGGAAACCAAGAGACGAUCUGGACCCUCUCGCGGGGUGCUGUGACAGCUCAAGUAUCGCCAAGAAUACUGGCACUGGCCAAGCCCAAGCGAGAGUUUGGCAAGCACCAGUGCAGGUCAGUGGUCUGCGGACGGGAAUCACCGAUCUGGGAGCGUCCCCUGCUAGGGGGUAUUAGCGUCCCUCCUGAUCGGCUGCUGAAAUUGUCUGAACCUAAAAAGUGCCAUGCUGCUUACCUGCAAGAAAGACCUCGAGAUUCCCCUCAGUGGCCCGUGUCAGCAGCUGCACAGAGCUAUAAGGCCUCCCUGCGGAUCCUGGAGCUUUCCCGGCCAAAGGUGCUGCACUCAGAGUUCCAGCCACUCAGAGAGGUGCCAACACAGGUCACAAAUGUCACUAGAGCAUCCUCGCGGUUGCAGCGUCUCGCAGAGCCCCGUGUCAGGAGCGUGACCUGCUGCUCUGAGCUCGGCCCUCUUGAAUCUGCCAUUCGUCCGGUUUCCGAGGGGGCUCAGCGGGCAAUUGCGAGCCCUCGGAUCCUGGAGCUGGCUAAGGCGAAGAAAUUGCAUCCUGACUACUUGCCCUUGCGGGAUGUGGAGUGGCCAGUGACAAAGGCUGCAAAGUGCGCGGUGUUAACACCAAGGCUUGUGGAACUAGCCAAGCCUUGCAAAAGGCCUUCUAUGAGCUCAGUUCAGUUCAACCCAGACGCUUUCACAGUGAAGGACGCUGCUAAGAAAGCAAUUUGUUCUGCUCGGAUCCAAGACCUGGCUCGUCCGAUUAUGCGCUGA
Apaloderma vittatum (bar-tailed trogon) is the source of this 1308-nucleotide messenger RNA. RefSeq names its product testicular haploid expressed gene protein-like. The transcript is spliced from 9 exons. The record is from RefSeq and is a predicted model, not a curated record. NCBI's taxonomy places the organism in Eukaryota, Metazoa, Chordata, Aves, Trogoniformes, Trogonidae. Gene Ontology annotation, molecular function: GTPase activity; GTP binding. The annotation marks the transcript as partial.